CGCUUUGUCACGUCUUUCGGCGUAGUGACGUAAGACGCAAAUUACGCGCACCGUACGUACCGCACGUUUGGGUCCAGAAGCGCCAUUGGAACUUUGAAGAGGGCAGUUAACAGCCCGGUGGUUCAGGUCACAGUGAACCCGACAUGUUUCGCCCCAAACCCACGCUGAAGGACCGACAGCACCUGUACAGGCUCAUCAUAAGCCAGCUCCUCUACGAUGGCUACACCAACAUCGCCAACAGCCUCAUCAACGAGGUCAAACCACCGAGCGUGGUGUCGCCGUCCGAGCAGCUUAUGCAGUUGGCAAAAAUAGGGAUGGAGAACGACGACAGCGCCGUUCAGUACGCUAUCGGACGCUCGGAUACGGUGGCUCCCGGCGUCGGGAUCGAUCUGGAGUUCGAUGCAGACGUCCAGACUAUGUCUCCGGAGGCGUCGGAGUACGAGACCUGCUACGUCACGUCUCAUAAGGGUCCCUGCCGCGUCGCCACGUACAGCCGGGACGGGCAGCUCAUCGCCACGGGCUCCGCCGACGCCUCCAUCAAGAUACUGGACACUGAACGCAUGCUGGCAAAAAGUGCCAUGCCUAUUGAGGUGAUGAUGAACGAGACGGCGCAGCAAAACAUGGAGAAUCACCCUGUGAUCCGGACGCUGUAUGACCACGUCGAUGAAGUCACCUGCCUCGCCUUCCAUCCCACCGAACAGAUUCUCGCAUCCGGCUCGAGAGAUUAUACCCUCAAGCUGUUUGACUACUCGAAGCCCUCUGCAAAAAGAGCGUUUAAAUACAUACAGGAAGCAGAAAUGCUGCGUUCCAUCUCCUUCCACCCGUCAGGCGACUUCCUGCUGGUGGGAACGCAACAUCCCACCCUGCGCCUCUACGACGUCAACACCUUCCAGUGCUUCGUGUCCUGCAACCCGCUGGACCAGCACACGGACACCAUCAGCGGCGUCAGCUACAACCCCAGCGCCAACAGCUACGUCUCCUGCAGCAAGGACGGCAGCAUCAAGCUGUGGGACGGCGUCUCCAACCGAUGCGUGACCACCUUCGAGAAGGCCCACGACGGCGCCGAGGUCUGCUCCGCCAUCUUCUCCAAGAACUCCAAGUACAUCCUGUCCAGCGGGAAAGACUCUGUGGUCAAACUGUGGGAGAUCUCCACCGGCCGGACGCUGGUGAAGUACACAGGUGCGGGUCUGAGCGGCCGUCAGAUGCAUCGCACGCAGGGCGUGUUCAACCACACGGAGGACUACGUGCUGCUGCCCGACGAGCGCACAAUCAGCCUCUGCUGCUGGGACUCGCGCACGGCCGAGAGGAAGAACCUGCUGUCGCUGGGACACAACAACAUCGUGCGCUGCAUCGUCCACUCGCCCACCAACCCGGGCUUCAUGACCUGCAGCGACGACUUCCGGGCCCGGUUCUGGUACCGGCGCACCACCACCGACUGAGCCGCGGACUCAAAAAAAACGCCUUCGCCAACGUCAGAGCUGUGGCGUUAUUUCAUUUUCAGUUAGUGUGAAUCUGGACGAGGGAAUCUUCUGGUUCAGUGCUAAGGAACUGAAAGAGUUUUCAUAGGAAGGUCUUAAGAAUAAGCGGCGAACGCUCUGUUUUUCUUUGUGGACAAUUCGUGGAACCGUCGUCCCACUGAAUUAAAAACUCCCACAAAACUGCUUUCACCGUUUGGAAACUCGAGGUGUCGUAGUUUGCGACUGAAUAACUUUGUCUUUUUUCCACUUUUAUAUUUUGUCAGUGUCCUUUUUUUUUUUUUUUUGUUGUUGUAAUUCAGAUUUUUAUUAAAAACUGUUUAAAGAAA
This is a messenger RNA of Mugil cephalus (flathead mullet), 1804 nucleotides long. It is a transcript of the gene cstf1, whose product is annotated as cleavage stimulation factor, 3' pre-RNA, subunit 1. Bases 144 to 1439 code for a protein of 431 amino acids. Gene Ontology annotation, cellular component: mRNA cleavage stimulating factor complex. Lineage: Eukaryota; Metazoa; Chordata; Actinopteri; Mugiliformes; Mugilidae. Gene Ontology annotation, biological process: mRNA 3'-end processing. Gene Ontology annotation, molecular function: RNA binding; protein binding. The record is from RefSeq and is a predicted model, not a curated record. The transcript has 7 exons.